This is a messenger RNA of Alosa alosa (allis shad), 1626 nucleotides long. Its product is annotated as complement C1q-like protein 2. The record is from RefSeq and is a predicted model, not a curated record. Lineage: Eukaryota; Metazoa; Chordata; Actinopteri; Clupeiformes; Clupeidae. Gene Ontology annotation, molecular function: protein binding. The transcript is spliced from 4 exons. The coding region runs from base 1060 to 1626 and encodes 188 amino acids.
CAUGCAGGCUGUCAGACUGUUGACCUGCAGCCUGUUCCGCAAGUCUGUCCUGAUCUAUACACCGAGAGUGAAUGAAGUUAGAUUAGACGCGCAGUCACCACGUGCAGUUUUAAUGCGUUCUGCGGAGAAGGGAGAUUGGCGUUGGUCACAGUUUUUUUUUGACGACGUAGUUAAGGCGGCAGGCGUGUUUUGCCAAGGCGGCCGCCUUGACUGCAAAGUGCUGCGGGAAACCCUGGCGUAUGUGCCCAGAGUUUAAUAUUUAACAUAUUUAGCAAAACAUCAUUGUAGACAGCCUAAUACAGCUAAAUAAAGAAUUUUAUGAUUAUGUUUUUAGUUCACUGGUUAAUAUUCAACUGGACUGGAAUGAGUAACAUCAUAUUUAUUGUUUGUUUUUACUGGAAAUGUGAUAAUGACAAGUCACAUGUAGUUCUCCUAUUUGGUCUUAUUAUAUGCCAUAUAAUGAUUGACCAUCUCAAUGCCACUAAGCACCUUAUCAGACAUGUUAUCUGGCGUCCCUAUACUGUAUGUCUGCCAACCCUGUAGAACCUGAGCACAGACAGGAGAGGUAGCCAUGUUUCAGGCCCUCGCGUCUCUGUGUUAAGGUGACAUGUUAAUGUCUGAUAUCUGUCUGAACUUGUCCUCCUGUAUUGUGAGUCUCCCAGUAGCUCCACCAUUAGAACUAAAUAAAAGUCAAGCCUGCUUCCCUCGAUGUGUGUUGUGUGAAUCUAUUUCAUCCUCCUCAACACUGAGUACAUGUACAACAAACAAUAUUGACACACUAAGAAAGAAAAGUGACCCACAGACCAGUCUUAAAUCCUAAAUCACAGACGACUAUAAACAGAACACGGAACGUGUCAGAAAACAAGUAAAUGUAUAACUGUUUCCUGGAUGAAUCUUCAUAAAAAUUUACAGCAACACAAGAUUCCAUAAAAUAAUCAUUAAUGAUCUACUGAAGGCUGUUAGAUGUUAGAUGGAUGGAUAGAUAUAAACGGAUGGUGAACUGCACCAGGGGCCUGUCAGCUCAGCACAUGUGAGCUCCUGCUGAGAGAGCUGGGGGCCAUGCAGGAGAAGAUGAGGGCCGUGAAAACCAGGCUGGAGGCCAGUCAAAGCAGCGCCCAGGAGCUGGCGUCCCUCAAGAGCAAAGUGGUGUCCAUGGACAGUGAGCUGCAGGCCAGCCAGAGGGAGAUUGAGGAGUUAAAGACAGCAAGUGCAGGGAAGGUAGCAUUCUCUGCCUCUGUCGGGGGAUGGGGGAACACAGGACCAUUUAAUGUAGAGAAGACUCUAAAGUAUAAGAAUGUGCUUACAAACAUAGGCAACGCAUACUAUCCAGCCACAGGAAUCUUUGUUGCCCCAGUCAGAGGAAUUUAUUAUUUCCACUUCUGCUACCAUGCUGACCAGUACAAAAGUAAGGCAUCAAUUAUCUUGCACAAAAAUGGUCAGCUAGUAGCCCGUGCUUCGCAUCAUGCAGCAAACAGCGGUGGAACUGAAAACGGAUCUAACGGUGUUGCUCUGCAGCUGGAGGUGGGGGAUCAGGUCUAUGGACCCUUUCAAGAGAGUUCCAUUAUCAGCAUCAUAGUUGGCCCCACAAGGCUUCCGUCUCCUCGCCCCUCAAAUUCUGCCUCUUAA